Eriocheir sinensis (Chinese mitten crab) is the source of this 4383-nucleotide messenger RNA. RefSeq lists its product as uncharacterized. The coding region runs from base 1100 to 3376 and encodes 758 amino acids. The transcript is spliced from 2 exons. Lineage: Eukaryota; Metazoa; Arthropoda; Malacostraca; Decapoda; Varunidae. The record is from RefSeq and is a predicted model, not a curated record.
AGCAGUGGUGGGCACUGCUAACCUAAAAGUUAGCUUUGCUAACUAGUAAUCCACUAACUAAAAAGUUAGUUUAGCUCACGCUAAAUCACUAAACUUUUAAAGAAAUUGGUGGAAGCUAACACUAACCUCCAAUUUUUUUUUAUAUCGAUUUAGCUGCAGUUUAGUAUUUCAGCUCUAAAACCCUUAAAAACAGACCUAGUGACCUGAAACUUCAAUAUGUUGUUAACUUUCAAGAAAAGUAAAGCAUUCCAAAAUCAGAUGAUGAUAAAGGUGUACACAAAUAAACAAAAAAUUCAACAUACACUUACAUUACCCUAAAAUAUGAAAAAAUUUCUCUAAUAAUUGUCUAAUUAGCCUACUUUAAGGCAUAAUUGACCUAAAAGUGGAAGCCCUGGAAUUAUUGUGCCAUGUGGCUCAACUGGGGCUGUCUUCCCACAACAGACAAGAACAAACCUGUAUGAAUUUUUUAGUGGACUUAAAGUUAGCGGAGGAGGAACUACAUUUAGUGGAAGCUAAGUGGUCCACUAACUGUUUCCAAAGUUAGUGUAAACGCUGAUCAACUAACAAAAAAAUUAGCUUCGCUAAUUAGCGGUUACCGGAUCAGCGAAACCGUGCCCACUGCUGGUAUGGAGAGGAUGUGUACUCUAAUAAGGAAGCAGAGGACUGUGCCAAAAGAUUGGAGAAAAGCCAUCAAUGUGCUGUUGUACAAAGGCAAACGGAGUAGGAAUGAUUGUAACAGCUAAAGGCUAAUAAUCCAACUUAGUGAGCCAGGAAAGGCAAAGUGUUUACAAGUGGGCUAGCACAUUUGCUAUGCUUCCAUUUCAAUGCUUGAAACUGGAAAUUGACACCUGAUCCUAGACUUAUACAUUAUUAUCUAAACUACCAUUAUAAUAACCAGGCUAACUUUUGAAUCGCCAGCACUAUAAGAAGGAGAGAGGUGGAGAGGAAAGGGAGACUACUGCCAUGGCCACCCUUUCCAGGAAAGUCCUUUGAGAUAACAGAGUGUCAGAGCUAUGGAUGGAUGGAUAGAAUCAUUUAUAAUCUCACAUAGCAGUUGGGUAAUUUUUACUUAUUAUUUCAGGUGACACAUCUUGGAGUCAUGGAGACCAUGGAGGUUUCCUGCCAUGAUGUGGAUGUGAAACUAGCAGGAGUCAAGAGGAAGGCUGUUACAGAAGAAUCGAGGAUCAACAAGAAGCAAACAACACUGUUACCACAGAUUGAUGUUGGAUGUGGUAAACUCCCUGUUCCUGGAAGUUUUUUGAAAUUACAAGAAGUCUUAGAUAUUUGCAGACACCCAAAAAAUAUUCUUGAGUCUGUGCCACCAGGAAAGAAAAGCAAUGUAUUCUAUAUUGUUGAUGACUCAAUAAAUGCUCUCAGAAGAGAAAGGGAUCAACCAGUCAAAUAUGAUGAUGACUGUGGAAAGUGGACAUCCAAAGAUUUCACUCGAACCUUUUAUGUUCAAAAUGUUGAAGGGAUAGCUAGAUGCUUGAAAACGAAAAAUAAUCUUUUUUAUAAAGACUCACAUGCCAAGGGUGGGUCUUUUGUGGCUCCUUUGAACCCGCAACCAGACCCAAGUACCCUAAUUAGGGUUCAUCGGCGUAUAUUCCUAUCUUCCAGAAGCAGCUUCAGGAGGCGCAUUACAGCAAUGUCAGGAAGUGGUAUGAGAACCAUUGCACUCAUUGAGUACAGUGAUGCCUCGAGUGCUGUACAUGGAACAGAUGACAAAGGAAUUGAUAAUAAGGAAGAAAGUACCAAGAUUGCUGUGAACCCCAAAGAUUUCCAUAGAAUAGAGAACAAGUUUGUUCAUAAUGCAGAAAAAAGUUCCAGUAUUGCUGCAGACUCUAAAGACGUGUUUGGGAGAGACAAUGUUCAUAAAUCUGAAAAAAGUUCCAGUAUUGCUGUGAACUCUGGACAUGUGCUUGGGACAGACAAGAAUGUUGCUCAUAAAUCUGAAAAAAGUUCCAGUAUUGCUGUGAACUCUGAACAUGUGCUUGGGACAGACAAAAAUGUUGUUCAUAAAUCUGAAAAAGGUUCCAGUAUUGCUGUGAACUCUGAACAUGUGCUUGGGACAGACAAGAAUUUUGUUCAGAAUGCAAAAGACUGUAGUACCAAUAUUGCUGUGAACUCCAAACAUGUGCUGGAAGCAAAGAAGAAAGUUGUUCAUAAUGUGGCUAAAAGACCUAGAGGUAGGCCUCGUCUUAAUAGAGUUCAUAAUGUAGUGAGGAGACCAAGGAGUAGGCCUCCUAUGAAUAUAGGCCAUAAUGUGGUAAAAAGGCCUAGGCGUAGGCCUCCUAGGUACAGAGUCAGUUGUGGUGAUGCUGAAGCAAACUACCAUAGGAGCAGCAAAGUACGCAGAACAAGACUAAAGACGUGCAAGUACCCCACUCCUAAGGAAUGUAGCAGUAAUGGUAAGCCAAUUUUUGAACCUCAUGAAGAAUUAGUGGGUCAUGACAAAAGGGUUCCCAUGAGCAGCAGACAGCCAUCACACAAACCAGGCCAUGCCACCACAGGGAUGCAGAAGGAUACUGCAGGGUAUGAUGAAGACUUUCUGAUGGUUGGCAUGUUAGAAGAAAAUCCAAAUGUCCAGGAAGUAAUCAGCAGAAAAUCUAAGCCCCCGUGUGUCAUUUUGUAUAGUGACAAGCAAUUCAGUGAUAUGAAGAGGAACCUUGAGUGUGAAUGUAUAUUGGGAGUGGACUGCACUCACAAGUUUGGUGAUUGUUAUGUCACCAUGACAGUCUACCAGAACUCCAGAGCACUACACAAAGACACAGUUGAGCCACUCCUGUUCCUGGGCCCUGUGUACCUUCACUGGGAUAAGGAGUGUUUGACGUAUGUGUCUUUCUUUUCACAUAUAAUGGACAAGUUAGAGGGCAUUGAGCCUACUAUUGAGGUGAAAUUAGGAAAUGAUGUUGAGUUACAAUUGUUCAGAGCAUUGAAGAUUUCUUUUCCAACAUCACCGUAUAUACUUGACUGUCAUCAUCUGAAGAAAACUUUACAGAGAGAUAUCCUUGAUAUUGUAUCUGGUAAAAUAAAAUUAUCUUCUGCAAUAUUAGAUCAAAUAUUUGGUGAGGAAGGCUUAAUUCACAGCUCUUGUUUGUCUGCUUUUGAAAAGGGAGUCUUGGAUUUGGCAUGUUAUUCUGAUGAAUUUCCUAGUCUGAAAAGUUACUUUGAUCAUCUACAAUCAUUAUUAUAUCCAUAUGUAUGUGAACCACAUCAGAGAGGCAUCUCCCAGAAGUUGUGGGUAAAAGGCAAUGAUGAAGUUUUGAAUGAGCACUUUCACUCAAUGCUCAAGUGCAGAGAUAAUAAUUUAUCUGAAAUUGUUGAAAAAAUAAGUGCCAUCUCUAAACUGCAAAUGCUGGAGUUAAAUGAUAUAUGAUGCAUGUCUUUGCAUUGUAGUGUGGAAGCAUGUUGAGAAAGUAGGUUACCAGGAUAUAUAUAUAUAUAUAUAUAUAUAUAUAUAUAUAUAUAUAUAUAUAUAUAUAUAUAUAUAUAUAUAUAUAUAUAUAUAUAUAUAUAUAUAUAUACUUAAUUUAGGCAUAUCAAAAAGAAUAGCAAUCUUGUUACUGAUCCUGUUACAAAGUUAUUCUUUGGUAUGAGCGUGAAAGAUCAGUACAGAGGCCAUAGAAUGAACAUGCUAAGGAACCUGUGUGGGGAGCAAAAGGGUGGCUGGGUCAGUAAUGAGGAAGUGCAGGAGAGCUGUGGAAUAUAGGAGUCAAGUGAAAAGUGAAUUGAGGAAAGUAUCCUAUAGUAAGACUCACCUUAAUGUGCGGCUGUGUCAGUGCCCUAUGAGGAACAAGUUGUGUUGCCACGUUUUCAACCCCACGUUGGUUCUCUCUCUCUCUCUCUCUCAUGUCAGCUUAUUUUAAUGUACAUUCCUUCACGAUAUAAUCUGAAUAUAAUGUGAAACUACUUACACAUCCCAAAACGAAAGGGAAACUCAAUAAUAAAUAUAGCUUUUUUUUUUUAGCAACACUAAAAUAUGUAUGCCAAGUUUCUUUGUAUGCUUAUAAAUAUCCUAUUCACAAUAAGUUAACUGUUCUUUCAUACGUUAUGAUACUAAAGAUAAAUGUGUAUGCAUAUUUGCCUUGGUUUUGCUUAUAUUAGAACAUUUCUACAUCGUGGGCUAGGAGACACGCGGCAAAGCUGUACAAGGGGAUCCCUCAACGCUGAACCCCCAAGCCGCAUGUUUAGCCGAGUCAGACUAUAGGAUGGUUAGGUCAUACUUCAAGAUGGAGUACAAGAGGAUAAAAUGUUCUACUACAUUGAAGUUGACAACUAGUUUAGCACCCUUAUAUGUUGGCUGUUUAAUUUAUGUAACAAAAAUUUUUUUUUUCUAUGAAAAUAUGCAGUUUUCUAUAAAAAUCACAUAGGAACUAUAAUAAA